AAGGUGACGUGGACACGGAAGUGGUCGUCGUCGCGGCGGCACCGGUGGGAGCUGGGCGCGGGGCUCAGAGUGCGGCCGGCGAGCGGACUAGCGGCGGUGGCUUCGCACCUGAGCAGCGGCGAGGGACGCAGGCGCUGUCGGAUAGGUGUGAGUCCUCUGAACAGAGGAGAGGCUUCUCAGUCCUUCUGCCAGUCGGAGCCCCGGAUCCGGGACCUGCUCAGCCGGCGUCACCAUGACCAAGGCCGGCAGCAAGGGCGGGAACCUCCGCGACAAGCUGGACGGCAACGAGCUGGACCUGAGCCUCAGCGACCUGAACGAGGUCCCCGUUAAGGAGCUGGCUGCCCUCCCAAAGGCCACCAUACUGGAUCUGUCUUGCAAUAAACUGACUACUCUACCGUCGGACUUUUGUGGCCUCACACACCUGGUGAAGCUGGACCUGAGUAAGAACAAACUGCAGCAGCUGCCGGCAGACUUUGGCCGUCUGGUCAACCUCCAGCACCUGGAUCUCCUCAACAACAGGCUGGUCACCCUGCCUGUCAGCUUUGCUCAGCUCAAGAGCCUGAAGUGGCUGGACCUGAAGGAUAACCCCCUGGAUCCUGCCCUGGCCAAAGUGGCAGGGGAUUGCUUGGAUGAGAAGCAGUGUAAGCAGUGUGCCAACAAGGUGUUACAGCACAUGAAGGCUCUGCAGGCAGAUCAGGAGCGAGAGAGGCAGCGGCGGCUGGAAGUAGAACGAGAGGCUGAGAAGAAGCGGGAGGCCAAGCAGCGAGCCAAGGAGGCUCAGGAGCGGGAACUGCGGAAGCGGGAGAAGGCAGAGGAGAAGGAGCGCCGGAGAAAGGAGUAUGAUGCCCUCAAAGCCACCAAGCGGGAGCAAGAGAAGAAGCCUAAGAAGGAAACAAACCAGGCUCCAAAGUCUAAGUCCGGCUCUCGGUCCCGCAGACCGCCGCCCCGGAAGCACAGCCGGUCCUGGGCUGUGCUGAAGCUGCUGCUGGCACUACUGCUCUGUGUUGCUGGCGGGCUGGUGGCCUGUCGGGUGACACAGCUGCAGCAGCAGCCCCUCUGCACCAGCGUGAACACCGUCUACGACAAUGCGGUCCGGGGCCUGCGCAGCCAUGACAUCCUCCGGUGGGUCCUGCAGACCGAGUCCCAGCAGUGAGCUUGUCCUCAGCCCUGCUGCCUCCCAGCCUUGGAGCUUGGAUUCCUACGGAAUUGGGUUCUGCUGGACACAACCUCUUUUUAGCUCAGACCUACCUGCCAUCAUCAAAUGGCUGCCGAUGGUACUUGAGAUCUCUUUAUAGACUUCUUUGUUCCUUAGUCAGGGUUCCCUGGUGGAAGAAGAAGUGGGAGGUGGGGACAGUUACCUGCAUGCCUGAAGGAAUAGGCUUGGGAUGGGGAGAGGAAAAAGCCUUUUCUAGUUGCUAUACAAAGUUGCGUAAAGGCAAGGCUCAUUUCUACUAAAUGGUCAGGUCAGCUGUCACUACAUUUAUACUUUUGUAUGUCACAAACCUUUCUUUCAUUCCUCCCUGGGUAGCCAGGGCAGAUCAGGAGGCAGUGUGUCACUGGGGACACAGGGAUCACCAUACUCAGCGAUCUAAAUUGAGGGGAGGGGCAUAGCUAUUUUCUUAAGGACCUCAGGCACUGAGACAUUUUAAUGACCGUAUAAAAUCUCAGGCUGUGAAAGGGGCUUCAAGACCAUCCAGGCCAAUAUAACAAUUGCAGACAGGGAACCAGGCCCCCCAUGACUUGCCUACAGUCUUCCAGUUAGUUUGAGGCAGGACCGGACUCCCACUCUGGUAUCCUUCUUUCCUUCCCGUCAUUUUGCCUCCUUUAUAAUGUCCUGAAAGAAGGGAACUCACACCAGAAUUGAGUCUCUCAGCUGGAGUAUAGACUCUUUGGUGGUAGACAGAUUCAUUGACCCACAAGUAGAAAUCUCACAGCCAUGAAGGUCUUGGGCAGCUCUGUGGAGUCCUGGGCUAAGUCAUGUGGCACCCAUGAAAUGGGGACAGUCCAGGCUCCUUGCCUUGAUUUGAGAGCAUUAACUCCCCCAUUGUCAAUAAACAAGGAGGUGCGGACCCUUGCAAAGCCACAUUGUCUUCAACAGCUCUGUCAGUAGUUAGUGUGACUAAAUACCUCAAAGGCAGCCUGAAAACUCAAGCUUCAUAGGCUGAGGUUUAGAAUUAUAUGAAUCUAGACCUGUAGUUACACCUAUACAUUCAAAGGAAGCAAGUAGCAUCAUGGAGUUUAAAAGUGGUGCAUUAACUAAUGACUAGCACAAUUAAUGGCAGGACUGUCCACUCUCGUCUGCCAGAUUAAGCAUUUUCUUGCUUUCUAGCCUUCUCUGCCUCUUCUUUUUCACAGCAGCUGGAUGAAGGGAUCAGAAAUGGUCAUGUCAUGGUGCUCAGUCACCAAAAACUCCAGAUUGCAAGCUUCUUGCCUCUCCAUAGGGAGAGCAAGUACCUGUUAUGGUUCAGACAGAGGAUGGGGUCCAGCUUUUUAGUCCUAGUGGCCCAUUUGGAUGGACUGCCACUUGUGACUGUCCUGAUAAUGGAAGAAAUGACUUGUUCUUUUCUCCCCCAAGAACAGCCCUCCUGCAGAGGCCCACACCUUACUCAGAAUCACUACACAUUCCUUUAGUCUUCCUCCAAGCUCUAGAGCCACUGGUACAAAUGCUUUAUUGAAACUAAACACACAGUACACAAAAGGAGAUUAAGAGAAUAUGGAGGUCGGCAUAGGGGUCCAGCCCCCGUUCUGAGGCUGGCUGAGGCAGCGGCAGGGGUGAGGGAGGCUGGGGCCUACCCAGCCUAGUCAAGCCAGCUCGCUGAGGGAGGUUCACUCAUGAUCUCGAGAUUUGAUGCUGAGGUUCUUUUGGAUUUCUAUAAUUAUUAAAUACAUGUCUGAGUGGUC
This is a messenger RNA of Manis pentadactyla (Chinese pangolin), 2901 nucleotides long. RefSeq names its product leucine rich repeat containing 59 (gene LRRC59). The transcript has 7 exons. The record is from RefSeq and is a predicted model, not a curated record. NCBI's taxonomy places the organism in Eukaryota, Metazoa, Chordata, Mammalia, Pholidota, Manidae. Gene Ontology annotation, molecular function: protein binding. The coding region runs from base 233 to 1153 and encodes 306 amino acids.